Messenger RNA from Microplitis mediator, 929 nucleotides. It is a transcript of the gene Spase12, whose product is annotated as signal peptidase complex subunit 1. Gene Ontology annotation, cellular component: signal peptidase complex; endoplasmic reticulum membrane. The transcript is spliced from 3 exons. The record is from RefSeq and is a predicted model, not a curated record. Bases 115 to 405 code for a protein of 96 amino acids. Gene Ontology annotation, biological process: protein targeting to ER. Lineage: Eukaryota; Metazoa; Arthropoda; Insecta; Hymenoptera; Braconidae.
ACGAGCUGUCCCGAGGAAUUCCGAGAGAGUAUAAAGAGUUGUCAUCUUGUCAUCGUGUAAUCGUGUACAAUAUUUGUUAUUGUAAUUAUUUUAGAAAAUUUUAUAUUUUUCAUAAUGGCAUCAAUAAUUCAAUCAUUUAAAUCAAUCCCAACACACAUGGACUAUGAUGGUCAAGCGAGAGCUGAAAAAUUAUCAAGGAUCAUUGUCACUUUAUUUGGAGCUGUUGGUUUAAUCUGGGGCUAUGCAAUUCAAGAAUUUUCUCAAGCACUUUACAUUCUUGCUGCUGGAUGUUUAAUGGCUCUUAUAAUUACCGUACCUCCAUGGCCGAUGUAUCGGAGAAAACCUCUCGAAUGGCAAAAACCACAACAAACUGAUGCUCCUCCUAAAAAUAAGAAGAAAAAAUAAUUAUUUCGCCGUUUUUUUUAUUUUUAUUUUCAUUUCUUUCAAUAAAAGAUUUACUUAUUACUAUUAAUUUAUUUUUAAAAUUUAUUCAAAAAAUACUUGGACAUUUAUUAUAUUACGUAUUUACUACAGCUGCUAUUGGAUUCAUUCCAACGACUUUCAUCGUCGAUUAAAUUCUUUAUUUUCUCUUGUCACAGAACAUCGGAAAUAUUUUCUUUGAAAAAAUAUAAAAAAUAAAAAAAAAAUUUCAAAGCACGUCCACUACUACUCAACUUUCACAAUUUAACGAUCUUUAAGUGUUUUUUUUUUAUUACGAUUUUGUUUUUUAUUAUUAUUAAUUAAGAAACUAAGUAAAUAAAUAAAUAGAGUAAAAAUAAAUAAUAUUUGGGAUGAUACAAUGUAUGGUGUAAUUAUUUAUUAAUGCAGGAUGACUUUUUUAAUUUGUGCAAUCGAUAUGCUUCGGUAACUUGUUUAAAAGGUAUAAUACACAUUAUUUUUAUAUCUAUAUAGAUAUAAAAAAAAAAUAA